Messenger RNA from Varanus komodoensis (Komodo dragon), 6423 nucleotides. RefSeq names its product tripartite motif containing 28 (gene TRIM28). The transcript has 20 exons. Gene Ontology annotation, molecular function: zinc ion binding; transcription corepressor activity; protein dimerization activity. NCBI's taxonomy places the organism in Eukaryota, Metazoa, Chordata, Lepidosauria, Squamata, Varanidae. The record is from RefSeq and is a predicted model, not a curated record. The coding region runs from base 254 to 4732 and encodes 1492 amino acids.
CGGCGAAGCCCGAGCGAGCUGUGACCCAGUCGGGCCUCUCCGUAUGCGUGCGUUCGUUGGCUGGCUGCGCGCGCUGCAUCCCUUGUCUUUCCCGAGCCGAUUCGCGGUGCGGGCGAAGAGGCGGCUGCAGGUCCCAGCAGGUGGCGAAGCGCCCCUUCGAGGCCGCCAACGGUUCUAACCCCACGAGGCCCCGUUCCUGCUCGCGCCUGCGCUCUAGCGACUGCUUAGCUUUCUGGUGGUGGCGGCGGCAGUAAUGUCGGCCUCUGCGACGGCGACGGCCCCUGCUCCAGCGGAAGCGGGCGGCGGGGGAGGCGGCGCCGCUGGGGAAAAGCAGCGCUCCUCCUCCUCCGGUUCCCUCAAUGUGGAAGGCAUCGACCUGCUGGAGAAAUGCGGGGUGUGUCGUGAGCGGCUGCGCUCUGAGCGGGACCCGCGCCUCCUGCCUUGCCUCCACACCGUCUGCAAGGAGUGCAUCAAAGUCGAGCCCGCCUCGGGGGGCAACAACAAGGAUGGUCAAGUGGUUGAUUGCCCAGUGUGCAAACACCAGUGUUACUUAAAGGACAUAGUGGAGAACUACUUCCUGAGGGAUGGUGGUACAGAGGCACUUGGAGAUGCUAGAGAUGCCAACCAGUGUUGUACCAGCUGUGAAGAUAAUGCCCCAGCCACCAGCUUCUGUGUUGAAUGCCAAGAGCCCUUGUGUGAGACUUGUGUGGAGGCUCAUCAGAGAGUGAAGUACACUAAGGACCACACUGUCCGGUCCACAGGCUCCUCUAAGUCACAGGAGAGAGAGAAGACGGUUUAUUGCUCUGUCCACAAGCAUGAGCCACUGGUGCUGUUCUGUGACACGUGUGAUACCUUGACCUGCCGGGACUGUCAGCUUAAUGCGCACAAGGAUCAUCAGUACCAAUUCUUGGAAGAUGCAGUUAAGAAUCAACGCAAGAUGCUGGCCUCAUUGGUCAAGCGCCUGGGAGAUAAAAAUGCCAAUCUUCAGAAGUCAACCAAGGAAGUGCGUACCUCGAUCCGGCAGGUGGCAGAUGUGCAGAAGCGUGUGCAGGUGGAUGUGAAGAUGUCAAUCCUACAAAUCAUGAAGGAGCUCAAUAAGAGAGCCAGAGUACUGGUCAAUGACGCACAGAAAGUUACUGAAGGACAGCAAGAGAAGCUGGAAAGGCAGCACUGGGCGAUGACAAAGCUUCAGCGCCACCAGGAGCAUAUCCUACGUUUUGCCAACUGGGCCCUGGAGAGUGACAAUAAUACUGCAUUGCUGCUUUCAAAGAAACUGAUAUACUUCCAGCUGCACAGGGCUUUGAAAAUGAUUGUAGAUCCUGUGGAGCCCCAUGGAGACAUGAAAUUCCAGUGGGACUUAAAUACCUGGAUCAAGAGUGCAGAAACAUUUGGUCAGAUAGUUUCGGAACGGAGUGGUUUGCCAGUGACCCCCAAUGCCCAGACCCCUCAACAACGGGCCAAUGCUGCAUCUGGAGGAGUGGCAGUCAGGCAGGGUUCUGUUCCUCCUUCUCAGGGUGUCCAACAGAUGUCUCUGCAGACAAGCAUAAUGAAUAAGGGAGCUCUGCUUCAGCCUGUGCUGCCUUCCAACAGCCAGCGGCAGGCCAUCCCUGACUGCUAUAUCAAUGAUGCCAGUGCUUCUUCUGCUGGACAGCCGAUGGACAUUGGCGAUGGCUUUGGUGUAGAAGGAUCAUACUCUGGUGAAGUAUCUGGAAUCAAGAGGCCCCGUGGCCAAGAUGGAGAAACUGGUCUUGUGCGAAAAGUGCCCCGUGUCAGUCUGGAGCGGCUAGAUGUGGACCUGACAUCGGAUAACCAGCCACCUGUCUUCAAAGUAUUUCCAGGCAGCUCCCGUGAAGAUUACAAUCUCAUUGUGAUUGAGCAAGGUGGGCAGCAGGCUGCUGCCACUCAACAACCUGGACUACCAACUGCAGGUGCUGCAGUAAAGGAGGAGCAGAUGGAGGCAGCUAUUGAACAUCCAGCAUCUGUUGCAGAUUCUAAAGACACCAAGCCGGUUCUCCUGCCCCAGGAUGCCCUUCUUCCAGAAGGUUCCGCAGCUCCCAGGCUCAUUUCUCCAAGUGGCAGUACCAGCUCUGCUAUGGAAAUGCAGUCUGUUCACAGCCAUGAUGGCACUGCCAAUGGGGAAGAAGCUGCUUGCUGCAGGAUCUGCCUGAAAGCUGGUGCUGUGGUCAUGUGUGAUGACUGUAAAAAGUGCUACCACCUCGACUGUCACCUGCCUGCACUCCAGGAAAUCCCUGGCCAGGAAUGGAAAUGUCUACUGUGUGAGGACCCAGCGACAGCCAUUGAAGCAGAUGGAACAGACUUGACUCCAAUCUUCAUUGAUGGGGAGCCAAAGACACUCUCAGAUGCUGAUCAGAAGAGAUGUGAACGAGUUCUCCUUGAGUUACUGUGUUCUGAGCCAUGUAGGCCUCUUCACAGACUCUCCAAUGCUACAGAGGGGCAAAACACAAUCGAUCUGACCUUGAUCAGAGCCAAGCUGCAGCGGAAGCUUUCUCCACCCUAUGGCUCUCCGGAUGAGUUUGCUGAUGAUGUCUGGAAGAUGUUCAGGCAGUUUAAUAAGCUGACAGAGGACAAAGAAGAUGUCCAGUCCAUCAUUGUUCUGCAGCGCUUCUUUGAGGCCAAGCUGAAUGCUGCCUUUGGCGACCGGAAGUUUUCAGCACUCCGAGAACCCAUCAAUGUGGAUGAGCCACUGAAAGAAACCGCCCUUCCUCCCCGUGUCUCCCCAAUCACUGAUCCGGCAGCUGCACAUUGUGGACCACCUCUAUCCAAAUGUUUGACACUCUCAAAGAACUUUAAAAGCGAAAACAAUAGUGAAAAGAAAAGUAUUGAUGAUACCGAAAAUAAGCCAAGUACGACUGCUUCAAGUUUAAAAGGAACAGUGAAAACGAAAUGCGUUGAUACUCCGGUAGGUGCGACAGAAACCAAAAAAAGAAAAAGUAACUUUGUUAGGCAUUACAAUAAGGACUAUUUAAAAUUUGGUUUCACUGUAGCCCCUGGUAGUGAACAAUCGCCACGUCCCUUGUGUGUGGUAUGUUCUGGAAUUUUGUCAAAUGAUGCAAUGAAACCUUCAAAACUUGCUCGUCAUUUGCGUUCGAAGCACAGCGAUCUUAUUGACAAGCCCCUUGAGUUUUUUGAAAGAUUGCAUAACCAAAUGAAAAUUCAGAAAACUCAGAUGAAGAAAAUGACGACCAGUGAUAAAUCGCUGCUUCAAGCGUCUUACUUAGUUGCCCUUCGAAUACUGAAAACAAAAAAGCCCUUCACUAUUGGUCAAGAAUUGCUAAAGCCUUGCAUCUUAAAUGUCACGCGAGAAAUUUUGGGUCCUCAAGCUGCUGAAAAACUUGAGGCUAUACCGCUUUCAGACAACACCAUUCAGAGGAGAAUUGUUGAUAUGGCCAGUGAUAUUGAAGAGCAAAUUGUAGAAGGAAUUAAGAAAUCGAAAUUUUUUGCAAUUCAACUUGACGAAUCAACAGAAGUGAACAACCAUGCUAUUUUAAUUUGCUUCGUGAGGUAUACUGAAGAGGAGAACUUCAGGGAAGAACUUCUUUGCUGUCUUGAACUACCAGGACGGACUACUAGUUCAGAGAUAUUUAAUGCUCUUAAUGAGUAUUUUCAAGUGCAGGGUUUAGACUGGGGAAAGUGCAUCGGAGUGUGUACAGAUGGUGCUGCAAGCAGGAAUGGACAUCAAUCAGGGGUAGUUGCAAAAAUAAAGGAGGUUGCACAUCCAGAAAUGUUGUCCACUCACUGUGUGAUUCAUCGUCACCACUUAGUUGCAAAGAAACUUUCUCCUGAACUAAACACUGUGAUGAAUGAUGUGGUGAAGAUCAUAAAUGAAAUUCGUAGUCGAGCUUUGAACUCCAGGCUGUUUACAACACUGUAUGAAAGUAUGGACUCGCAACAUCAACAUCUUCUUCUCUAUACCGAAGUAAAGUGGCUAUCCAGAGGAAGAGUUCUUUCAUGUCUUUUUGAACUGAGAGAAGAAGUAAAGCUAUUUCUGCGAGAGCGGAACUCUGCAUUAGUAGAGCCUUUGUUGGAUGAGGAAUGGAUGGCUAAGCUUGCGUAUAUGGCAGAUAUAUUUAGUCUUUUCAACGAACUUAAUAUUUCUCUUCAGGGGGCUUGCACAAAUAUUUUCAUACUGAGAAACAAGGUGGAUGUGCUGAAAAAUAAACUGGUUCUUUGGGAUAGUCGUGUUCAAGAAGAAAAUAUAGCAAUGUUUCCACAUUUGCAAGACUUUUUGAGUGUAGCUGAUGUCAACCGGAAAUUAAUAUUUAAUAUAAUAAGUCAGCACUUAAAGGCAUUAGUUCAAAACUUGAACCAAUAUUACCCUGAAAAUGAGGAUCCCCGUAAAGGUAACCUCUGGAUUAACAACCCCUUUAUGGAAGAUGUCAACUCCUGUGCACUUAAUCUUCAUGAAAAACAAAAACUGAUUGAGUUAUCUUCUGAUGUUACUCUGGUGUCCAAACAUAAAAUGCAAUCAUUGUCACAAUUUUGGGUAUCACUGGAAAAAGAAUAUCCAUCUCUAAGUUAUAGAGCUAUUAAACUGUUAAUUUUAUUUUCUACUACAUAUUUGUGUGAAAAGAGUUUUUCAGCCCUGUUACUGAUAAAGACCAAACAGAGAAACAGAAUGGCUGUCAAUGCAGUGCUUCGUCUCUCGGAAACAACACUGCAGCCACGAUUAUCAAGUAUUCUUGAAAAGAAGCAACAGCAGAUUUCGCACUAGCCUUAUUUGAAUCAAAUAUUGCUCUCAAAAUUACAGUUGUAUUCAAUUACAUUUAAUUUCAAUAUUUUAUUCUUAACAUUUUUACUGUUUGGUUUCUGGUUAUUAUAGAGAAUGUUUAUUUGGUAUUAUAUUUUAAAACUAAUACACAAAAUACUAUAUAUGUAUAUAAUACUUUUUUUCUGCCUUAGCAGUCCCUGAAAUAAUUUUUGUAUAUUCUCCAGUUCCGAACUGUAAAAAAGUUGAAAACCACUGUUCUAGCUAAUAGUCAUGUUACCUCUCUGAUUCUACUUGAGCUCACAUUUGUCUUCUAUAUGCCUUGGCUCAUAUCUGUGUGAACUGUGUCUAGAGAAAGUUUUGUAAACUGAUGUGAUAAGCUUUCUUUUUGACUCUAACGCAUGGAUCGCCACAAAAGAAGAAAAUAUGCUUAUUUAAAGUUAAAGGUUAUUCAAACUGUGAAGGAGUCUAAUAAUUGUACUGCAGCUAGAAGGUUCGACAUUACUGAGAAGAUGGUGCGAGGCUGGAGGAAGAAUGAAGACAAAUUAAGGAAAAUUCCCAUGAAUAAAAUGCUAUGCGAAGUGGAGUCACACGUUGGCCAGAACGGGAGCAGCAAGUUGCAGAAUGGGUGCUUGAACAAAGACAACAAGGUUAUGUUGUAACAAGAAGCAUGAUCAGAUUGUAUGCUUUAAAGUGGUCCAGACUGAAUCCAGACAAGGGGAAGGAUUUUCAGUCAACACCGGGAUGGUGCAGCCAGUGCAUAAAUAGAAAAAAUCUUGUAAUUUGGCAAAACCCAAAAAUUAGCCAGAAACACUUACCAGAUCAUGAUUAUAAAGUUAUUAAUUUUCAUAAACUAUAUGAUUAAGACAACAGUAUGAAACCAGCAUUUCAAACAUUGGAAACAUGGAUGAAACUCCAGUGAACUUUGACAUGAUAAGCAAGAAGACUGGAAACCUCGGGUUCAAAAACAGUGCUAGUGAAAAGUACAGGACAUGGAAAAAGUAGGUUUACAGUGGCAUUGUCAUGCAUGGCUGAUGGCAGGAAGUCAAAAUCUAUAGUUAUCUUCAGAUGAAAAUCUAGACCCAAAAUAAAUUUUCCAACUGGAAAUCUUGUUUGUUUUAAUUAAAAAGGAUGGGUGAGAAUGGAGUCGUAGUCACACAACAAAUGCUACAAAAACAACAUUGGCAGAAAAUAAAACUAAAAUGGCUGUUAUACAAGAAGGACUGACUUCAGUCUUGUAGCCAUUAGAUGUGUCCUUAAAUAAACUUUUAAAAGAUAAUAUAUGUAAAGAAUGGAAUAACUGCUGUCUAGUGAGAAAUCAUUCACUAGAGGAGGAUCGAUGUGUGCUGCACCGCUCAAUGUUUUGUGCAAUAUUGUAAUAAUAGCGUGAGUCAAAGUUAAAGCAGAAAGUGUUAUUAAAUCAUGUAGAAAGUGGCAUAUCUAACUCGAUGGAAGUGAAGAUGAAUUCCUUCAGAACAGUGAUGAUGAUAGUAGAAAUGAAGAACAUAGUUUUGGGAAGUCAGACUGGAAUCUGUAUGACAAUAACCUACAAAAUGAACCUGAACAUGCAACUGACAACCACCUCAAUUCAGAAGACUAAGCAAAUUAUGCAGUACGGUUAAUCACUUUAGUACUGGUAUAUAACCAGUAAGAAGUUUUUUUUAAUGAUUAUUAAUAAAAACAAUCUUGUAAAUACA